AUGAGUAGUCAAAAAAGGAAGCAGAAGCAGAAUUCACACCACGGCUGUCGUCGAUGCAAACAGCGAAGUGUCAAGUGCGACGAAAAGCGGCCGGCUUGUUCCCAUUGCAUCAAGCGACAAGAGAUCUGCCACUAUGCUGCCUCUGGGCCCUGGAUCUGGACCCAGCAAUCCAUGCAGAUAGCCCAUGCGAGUUCCCUUAAAACAUCAGCAGCUGCAGCAUCAAAAUCGGAUCCAACGCUCAAUCUACAUCCCCCAGACCCUAUGACCAGACCGGCAAACCAUCAAGAUCCUCGCCUGAUGGUAUCACUACCACCAUCACCUCCACUCAUCAACACCUCCCUUCAUCACCAUCCCCUCUUCCUCAACUGGACCACCUCCACCUGCCACUCCAUCGCCCGCACCCCGAUCGACCGCCGGAUCUGGCAAACCGUGAUCCCCCAACAAGCCCUCAGAUGCCCGUACCUCCUCCACGGCCUCCUCGCCAUCUCCUCUCUCCACCUCGCCCUACAGCAACCUAUCUCACCUACCCAGCACCACCACACAAGCAGCCUAAUAACAGCAGCGGAACACCACCAAAGCGCCGCGAUCACGCUCCUCAUGCAAGCCCUGCCCAGCACCACCAACAGAAAAACCACCACUUUCGCCCUCUCCUGCCUACUUAUAGGCUUCGCAUUCGCCUUUCCCCUCGCAACCGCAAAACCCACCUCCCCAGGCCACCCCACUAUCAAACACAACCAGAACCACAACCCAAACCCCCUGGACGACCUCCUCAACAUCUUCACGCACAUCCGCAAAAUGAUGGCCUUCUCCACGCCGACGAUCCCGCACCUCCGCACAACCGAGAUGGGGGAUCUUCUCCACCUCCGCCUCAACCACAACGACCCUAAUCUGCCCCCAGCCUUAUCCCAACCCUCCCACCAAGCAAUCACAACCCUCCUGCAGCACCUCCACAACAGUUCCCCUACCUCCUCCAACUCCGAGGAAUACCCAAUCUACCAAACAACCAUCACCCAUCUCGCCCACCUCCUCGCCGAGCGCGACGACGACACCCCCAGAGACCUCGUCUCCGCCAGCUUCCUCUGGAUCUGUUCCCUGCCGACCGGGUUCCUCGACCUCCUACGGCGCCGCCGGCCGCUGGCGCUGGUUAUUCUGGCGCAUUACUGCGUGGUGCUGCAUGCGCUGCGGCAGCGGUGGUGGAUUGCCGGGUGGGGGCGGCAGGUGUUUCAGACGGUGUAUGACAUCCUAGAGGGUGAGGAGGAAGAGUGGAGGGUGACUUUGGGGUGGGCUUGCAGGGAAAUUGAGGAGGGAGGAAGGAAGUAGUACUAUACGCUGAGCUUACUCAUAGCUAAAG
This is a messenger RNA of Aspergillus uvarum CBS 121591, 1351 nucleotides long. Its product is annotated as Zn(II)2Cys6 transcription factor domain-containing protein. Gene Ontology annotation, molecular function: zinc ion binding; DNA-binding transcription activator activity, RNA polymerase II-specific. The transcript is spliced from 2 exons. Bases 1 to 1320 code for a protein of 439 amino acids. NCBI's taxonomy places the organism in Eukaryota, Fungi, Ascomycota, Eurotiomycetes, Eurotiales, Aspergillaceae. The record is from RefSeq and is a predicted model, not a curated record. Gene Ontology annotation, biological process: regulation of transcription by RNA polymerase II.